AUGGAUGCAGAGGAGUGGACUGAAUCCAUUAUCAGAGGAGGGAUGUUUCUUGUGGGAAUCCUUGGAAAUAUGGCCAUCUGUUCCAUACCAGGGCCCAAGUCCCCAAUACGCACCUGUGAAGUUCUUUUCAUCAGUCUGGCGGUUUGCAGCCUCAUCACUAACUACCUGGUAGACCUUCCUGACACCACUGCAGACUUUGCGGACCGAUGGUUUCUGGGAGAAUUUUACUGUGGCAUGGUUAUGCCAACCAUUACAUUUCUCCCAGAAACCAUCAGUCCGCAGUCUGCCAUGGCCAAAUCUGUCAGAAACCAGCAGCAUCUUCUCUACCUCAUUGAUCAGUGUCAGAAGCUGGUCGGUUCUCUGGAGCGUGGAGGUGUGCCGGUGCUGCUGGACAGCCUUCGUCUGGUGGCCUGCUUGCUAGCUGGUAGAUGGACAGUGACAGUGGACUUCAGUAUCCCCUUUUUUUUUGUCACAGUGGAGGGUGUGAACGAGAGCCAUGAAGACUGUGUAGAUGAUUUCCCUCACCCAUUUGUUAGACAAACCUAUGAGGUAUCAACUGUAGCUAAUGUUAUUCCUAUUGCUAGGACAGUCUACGCCAGUGUCCAGAUUGUCAUCACUCAACUACAAAAUCAGAAACACAUACGGGGUACUUCCAGUGACCGCAUUCUUCCUCCUUCGCUAACAUUCUACUUCCUGUCUACUUCCCGCACUAACACGCUACUUCCUGUACUGAUGAGAGACCAUCUGGUCAUACUUACCCCCGCUCACCCUUCCACAGUGCAGUUAACAGGGAGAGUCCCGCCAAAUCCUGCACAACUAAGUCAGCUUCCAGCUAACUCCAAUCCAAGUUCAAGUUCACAGGUGAGGGCAGCCAAAAGUGUGGCUGCUGCUGCUGCCGUGUUCCUGGUCUGCUGGCUGACUCAUCUCCUUCUGCAUAUCACCAGCAACAUCCACACCUCGUUAGUAGUAGAGGUGGCAGGCUAUCUUGCAGCCUCCUACACCUGCAUCAUCCCUUACAUGGUCCUCCACGGAGUUAAAAAGCUUUCUUGCUCAUGCAGGGGGCAGAAACCAUCUGUGAUGUCUGUUCUGCUGUACUGUUUCAUUCUGCUGUUGAUAGGCUGCUCUGUUAAGAAAAGGAUUAUCUGCAAGGGGUGGAAACUGUAA
Molecule: messenger RNA, 1164 nt
Organism: Lampris incognitus (smalleye Pacific opah)
Lineage: Eukaryota; Metazoa; Chordata; Actinopteri; Lampriformes; Lampridae
Biological process (GO): G protein-coupled receptor signaling pathway
Cellular component (GO): membrane
Molecular function (GO): peptide binding; G protein-coupled receptor activity
Source: RefSeq, a predicted model, not a curated record